UUUCUGUUUGAUUUGCAGGUACUGCCAGGCCUUGAGGGCUUCAGUGGCGCUGGAGAUGCAGUAAACCAGUGCAUGAGGCUCAGAAUUCAGUCUCUGCGUUUGGAAGCUUUAGACCCGAGUGUCAGCGUAUUGAACGUUGGCGGUCGUGGCUUUCCAAAGGCCCUGGAUAUUUCAGGGCUGUAGAGCAGUAAAAUGUUUGCCAAAUUGAAGAAGAAGAUCGCGGAGGAGGCGGCGGUGGCUCCCCGGCCCGGAGGAAAUGCCCGCAUGCCCAGGUCUGUCAGCAAGGAAUCGAUCACGUCUGUGGGAGCAGACUCCGGAGACGACUUUGCUUCUGAUGGAAGCAGCUCCAGAGAGGAUCUUUCAUCCCAGUUGUUAAGAAGAAAUGAACAAAUUAGAAAACUGGAGGUGAAGCUAUCUGAUUAUGCUGAUCAGAUCCGAAAUCUGCAGAAGAUAAAAGAGAAGCUUGAAAAUGCAUUAGAAAAGCAUCAGGAUUCCUCCAUGAGGAAGUUUCAGGAGCAGAAUGAAGCUCACCAGGCCAGUCGAGCCAAGAUGGCUGAAGGAAUGGCUUUGGCCUUGGAGAAGAAGGACAAGGAGUGGAUGGAAAAACUCGCUCAGGUUGAAAAGGAGAAAAAAGUGCUUCAAACACAGUUACAAGAAAUGAGGGAGCAGAGUUUGAACCUUUUCCAAAAACGAGAUGAAAUCGAUGAACUGGAGGGCUUUCAGCAGCAGGAAAUUGCCAAAGUUAAACACAUGCUUUUGAAAAAGGAAGAGUGUGUGAGCCGAGCGGAGCAGGAGCUGGAGGCGCGGGCGCAGGAGCUGGGCCGGGCGCGAGCGGAGCUGCAGGAGGCCAGGGCCGAGGCCUCGGCGCUCAGCAGGGACCUGCAGGACUUGCAGCAGCAGCUGCAGCAGCUGCAGGCUCACAGAGAUGAACUAAUGACAGCUGAGACAAAUGCAGAAAAUAAGAUCACUGCUCUGGAGUUAAGAGAACAGGAGCUACAAACUGUCAUACAGCAGCUUUCUGUAGACUUGCAAAAUGCUCGAGUGGCUGGUUCUGGUUGUGAGAAGAGACUGGAAAUGUUACAAGUGGAGCAUGAAUCUCUGAAGGUGGAAUAUGAGCAGGAGAAGCAAAAGAUGACUUUUGAACUUGCUGAGAGAGAUAGACAUACAGAACAGCUGCAGGAAAAGGUGUCUUCCCUGGAAAAAAAGCUAGAAAGAAAUCUGUCAGGAGAUGAGCAUGUGCAGGAGCUGCUCAAGGAGAAAGCUGCUCUUGAGCAGAGGCUGGAGGAGAGCAGGCAGCAGAUACUGACAGACAGGACACAGCACAGCCAGGCUCUGAACCAGCUGGAAACACAGAAUAAAGAACUGGAAGAGAAACUACGGAUCACAACAGAAACACUGAAAAAGAGCAAAGAAGCAGCUGCAGACCAGGAUCUGAAGAUCCAGAAGCUGCAAACUGAUCUAGAGGAGGAAAGAAAACAACUGCAGCAACAGAUUUUAAGUGAAAAACAUCAGUAUGAUGAGAAAGUUACUGGGCUGGAGUCUCAGAUUGCUGCUCUUGAAAAAGCUCAGGAAUUGGAUAAAACAACAACUCAGCACAGGAUUAGCCAAUUGGAAAAGGAAAAUGAAAACCUCAAGGGAAGCAAAGAAGAGUAUGAGAGUUCAUUAAAACAACAAGAGUGUGAACUGAACAGGCUAAAGAAUGAGAUGAGCAGCAGAGAAACUGUCAGUGUGGAAAUUGCCAAAGCAUUGGAAGAAACAAGGAAACAGAGAGAGGAGUUACAACAGCAGGUUUCAGAUCUGAAUACCCUAAUAAAGGAGAAAGACCAGCUGAUUGAUGAAAAAUGUGAUCUGCUGCUAAAACAGAAGGAAGAACUGAACCAACUCAGUCAAGACCAUGAAGCUGUCUUGCUGCAGGUGCACCAGUUACAGCUGGACAUAGAGGCAAGGCAGAGCCAAGCAGUGGAGAUAGAGGAAACAGCAAGAAAAGAAAUUGAUGAGCUGAAGCUGCAGGUACAGGAGUGCCUGUUGGCCAGAGAGCAUGAGAAAAACGUUUUAGAACUGGAGGAAUCGACGAGGGCCUUGAACAGUGAGCACUUGCCUUCUCCAGAAAACUCUGUGGUGGAACAGAAUGGAGAGGUGGCAGCUGCAGAUGUUGUUCAACUUCAGAAGGAUAACAGAGAGCUGGAACAGCAAAUUGCUGAGAAAAACAAGAUGAUAAAGCAACUUCAGCAAAGAAUGACAGAACUGAAGAAAACUCUGCAGAAAGAGCUGAAAAUAAGGCCUGACAGUGAGGUACCUGAGCUACGUGCAAAUUCUGAAGUGCCUAAUGCUUCUGUGACUGUCACCAACAACUCUGACUUGAACGACUCCAGGGAGAUAAACUUCGAGUACCUUAAACAUGUUGUACUAAAGUUCAUGUCCUGCAGGGAGUCUGAGGCAUUCCAUCUCAUUAAAGCUGUGUCUGUGUUACUGAAUUUUUCACAAGAGGAAGAAAACAUGCUCAAAGAAACUCUGGAGUACAAGAUGUCCUGGUUUGGGUCAAAGCCAUCCCCCAAAGGCAGCAUCCGCCCGUCUAUCUCGAGCCCAAGGACUCUGUGGCCUUAAGGGAACCCGAAGGUGGCAGGCAGUAUCCAGGCACUUCUUUCUGUGAAAAGAAUGCUGAACACACUGCUCCAGGUGUGUCUUAAUCACUGUCAUUGCAGUAUUUUGUACAAGAACUUCUGGCUCUGUUUACAAAAUUAAUGCUGUGCAAGGAGACAUGUUCACUACAGACUGGAACAGCUCUGGGCUGGAGUCGGGAGCAGCUCCUCGUGCUCAGCACUCGUGGGUCCUGGCACCACAGGGUUCUGAGCACCUCGAGGGCAGCAGGGCUGCCAGCUCAGUCCCUUGGGAUGCUGAUUCCAGCUGCUGUUCCAGGGUGCUGCAGUCCAGUGACUCUGGGCACAGAAAAGCUGCUUGUCUGGCUGUGGGAAGCCAGCAGUGGAAAAUGUGUUGGCAGAAGAGUGUUGAGAGUGGGAUGGUUUGCGAAGCCUUUCACAGGACAGGAGCAGGAGCUUUAACCAAAAAAGAACUCUGCCUUGCCUUCUAAUACUGACAUUAACUAAUGGUUGGCAUUUUUUCAUAUCACUGUGUAAUUUAAGGUGCAUUUAUCCUGGCCUGCAGCCCUCAAGGCUGCAUGUUGAUUAUUUAAUUUGAGAGCACAACUUUAGAGUUGUCUGAUUUUACUUUUCUUAAAGAAAAAUAAUAUUUAAAAUGGUCUUAAUUAUAGUACCUAAUCCUCAGUCGCCUUUAAAACUAAUCCAUUAGCCUGUUCCAUGGGUUGUUAGCAGUGGGAAAAGGGGUAGGAAACCAUUUAAACUUUUAAAGCUGAGUUCCAGGUAUUGUAAAUCCACACUGAAAAAUACCUUUUAUUUUAAAAAAAUAAAAAUCUAGUUACAAAGGGUGAAGAAUGCUGGUACUAAACAUUUUGAUUCAUUUUUUUUCUUCCGAGUCUGCUAGCAACAAAUCCUUAUAACCAGGA
Molecule: messenger RNA, 3520 nt
Organism: Zonotrichia albicollis (white-throated sparrow)
Lineage: Eukaryota; Metazoa; Chordata; Aves; Passeriformes; Passerellidae
Source: RefSeq, a predicted model, not a curated record